AAUCCUCGAUCCUGCGAAUAUUUUAGGGUUUCCGCUGGGCAACGGGAUAUUCACAUCACCCGGCGGCGUCGAAGCCGUCACCUACGUUAAAGUCAACGUAUCCGACGAUCCCGAUCCUCUGUAUCCCGAUAUAGAAUUGCUGAUGGUGGGUGGUUACAUGGGCUCCGAUUUCGGGCUGGUCUUCAGGAAGAUGUUCAACAUCCCCGCGUCUCUAUUCAACGCUCUCUACCUGCCGCUGAUAGGGAAAAACGUGUACCAAGUGACUCCUGUUCUGCUGCACCCCAAGUCCUUCGGCUCGAUCCAGAUAAACUCCUCGUCGCCGUUCGAUCCUCCGCUGUUCUACGCCAAUUACUUCUCCGAUCCGCGCGACAUUAAAAUCUUCAUCGCCGGCAUCAGGGAGUUCCAGAGGAUAAACAAAGCGCCGAGCUUGCAACGAGUCGGCGCUACUCUAGUAUCCACGCCUAUUCCAGGAUGCGAGCACGAGACCUUCGACAGCGACGCUUACUGGGAGUGCGCCUUAAGGACGAUCAUAGGGAGUUACUACCAUCAAACGGCCACGUGCAAGAUGGGCCCGCCUGGCGAUGCGGAAGCCGUGGUGGAUCAUGAAUUGCGGGUGUACGGGAUCAAGAAGCUUCGAGUGGUGGACACCAGCGUGAUUCCAUUGCCGCCUUCUUCGCACAACAUGGCGCCGGCGUACGUGAUAGGAGAGAAAGCGGCCGAUUUGAUAAAGGAAACUUGGAAGUUGUGAUGCUAAAUAUGUGAUAAUGUGGCUGAAUUGAAUGUAGGUAGACUAAUUAUCGUGUUUGGUGAUACUUAACUUAUCUCAAAUGGUACCAAGACUUUCAAUCAAUUAUUACGUAUCAUUUUUUUUUGUAAUUAACUCGUUCUCUUUUUUGACGCACUAGAUUUGAUUAAUGAUUAUUAUAAUAUAAUGCGAUCACAUGUGUACAAAUAAUUAACAAUUCGGGCAGUUCGGUUUGCAAAAUGUUCACUUAAUUCUUUCGCCAUUGAUUCGAGAUUCUUGUUACGUAAUGAUGGAGAAAGCGGGCGAUAUUAUUUUUGGAAAGUACCCAAUAUACAUAUUCACGUGUUAAGUUUUCAAUUCCUACGGAAGCGAUAAUUCAAUAUGGAAUUUCUAUUGUUAGCAAUUGAUUAUCGAUUAUUAAUUUCUAUAUUUUAUCACUAUCAUCACUAUCA
This is a messenger RNA of Phyllotreta striolata, 1197 nucleotides long. Lineage: Eukaryota; Metazoa; Arthropoda; Insecta; Coleoptera; Chrysomelidae. The record is from the annotation of a GenBank genome assembly.